This is a messenger RNA of Haliotis rubra (blacklip abalone), 4067 nucleotides long. RefSeq names its product syntaxin-5-like. The record is from RefSeq and is a predicted model, not a curated record. NCBI's taxonomy places the organism in Eukaryota, Metazoa, Mollusca, Gastropoda, Lepetellida, Haliotidae. Gene Ontology annotation, cellular component: endomembrane system; SNARE complex; Golgi membrane. The transcript has 12 exons. Bases 196 to 1257 code for a protein of 353 amino acids. Gene Ontology annotation, molecular function: SNAP receptor activity; SNARE binding. Gene Ontology annotation, biological process: intracellular protein transport; vesicle fusion; endoplasmic reticulum to Golgi vesicle-mediated transport.
UUGCGGAAGUGACGUAGGGUUUGCUUCGUGGACUCGCCGAUUAGUGUUAUUUUCGAUGUACAAACUUUCCUAAUAAAUAACUGAUCGCAGAUUAAGGAGGGAUUAUACACGACACUCGACCACAUUUUAAGGUCCCCUUGGAACUCCUCAUCUUUACCCACUACUGUAUGACUUGGUUAUGUCAAGUCAUUUUCAAUGAUAGCAAGGCGCCGCCGCACCAACUCCGGAUCUGACAAUCACCAAUCUGGGAGUGACCGGAGUGGCUACUCAUCUCGCAGCAACAUUGUGCAAGACAAACAACAGUCCCCUCGUCAACCUUCAAAAUUCCAACACGAUCCAGACAUGACAUGCCGAGAUCGAACCACAGAGUUUAUGUCAGCUGUCAAGUCACAACAGUCCAGACAGUCCAAUGGAAUCAGUCCCUCUCACAGGAACAGAGACUUGAGACAGAGGAGUCAGUUCACACAAAUAGCAAAGAGAAUUGGCCGGGAUUUGGCAAACACUUUUGCAAAAUUGGAAAAAUUGACAAUAUUGGCCAAACGAAAGUCAUUAUUUGACGACAAGCCGGUGGAGAUCCAGGAGCUGACGUACAUCAUCAAGCAGGACAUCAACAGCCUCAACAAGCAGAUAGCACAGCUCCAGGAGCUGGUGAGGUCUCAGAAAAGUCAAAAUGGAAAACACUUACAAUCUCAUUCCAACUCUGUUGUGGUGGCACUGCAGUCCAAACUUGCAAGUAUGUCCAAUGACUUCAAGCAAGUACUGGAAGUACGAACAGAGAAUUUGAAACAUCAGAAAUCAAGACGAGAACAGUUUUCCGAGUCUGGUGUGUCUUCGUCGCUCCCUCCCUCAGCUCUCAAGGGCCACAAUGGAUCAGUGUUGUUGCAAGAUGAGGCCAACAGUGGGGAUGUGGCCAUCAACAUGGACGGCAUGUCCAACCAGCAGUAUCAGAAUCAGCUACAGCUCAUUGACGAGCAGGAUUCUUACAUCCAAAGUCGGGCUGAAACCAUGCAGAACAUUGAGUCUACAAUAGUGGAACUUGGAUCUAUAUUCACCCAACUAGCUCACAUGGUCAAGGAACAAGAAGAAAUGGUUACAAGGAUCGACUCCAAUAUUGAGGAUACCCAAAUGAACAUUGAGGCAGCUCACAGUGAAAUAUUGAAAUACUUCCAGUCCGUCACCUCAAACCGUUGGCUCAUGAUUAAGAUUUUUGCAGUUUUAAUUGUAUUCUUCAUUAUAUUUGUUGUUUUUAUGGCUUAGGUAAAUCAACUCCGCGAUUUCAUAUCCCAGUGAUGUAUUGACUGCAGAGUGAACACAAAUCAUGAUCCAGCUCAAAACUUUUGUGAAGGGAGAUAACUCUUCAUUCUAUCAUUGUCUCACCUAGGUGCUGGUCAUUAAUGGUAAACAAUGGGACAGUAGGAUGCCCUUGUCAAGUUUGGUUUCUAGAUCACAUUCAGAUAAAUACAUGGAACAUGAAUCUUUCUGUACUUUGAUGUUUUUGCAAUAAAACAAAUUCUAUAUUCAGUGAUGAUAUCCACAAUACUGUGAUAAUCAUUUUCUCAAUAUCUCUACUGAUUGAAUGAACAACUUUAAGCCAGAAUAAUUCGAUCAUUUGUUUCACAGACAUACUUGGAGAGUAAUAGUCAUUGAGUGGAGGAUAUUUCUGUUAUAUUAAUGUUGACAGUGAAAGAUAAUUUCCAUUUGUCCUUAAUAAUUUUAACUUAUCCUGACUCAUAUUAAUCACUCUAGCGUAUGAUUCAGGAUUCGUUAUAUAUGAUUUUUUUUAUCUCCACAAAUACAUCAUCUAUAAGGUGGAACAAUUCACACAAUGUAAGAAUUAACUCCAGCGUAAGGGCAGGGUGAGCUGUGGUGACAUUUACAGUAUUUCAGAUGCAUUCUUCUCCACAGGUUUGUAUGGACAGUAGACAAAAUGGGGCGGUGGGGUAGCCUGGUGGUUAAGGCACUGGUUCGUCACGCUGAAGGCCCAGGUUCGAUUCCACACAUGGGUACAAUGUGUGAAGUCCAUUUCUGGUGUCCACCACUGUGAUAUUGCUGGAAUAUUUCCAAAAGCGGCGUAAAACUAUAUUCACUCACUUGUAAACAUCCUGGUUCCGACACCUCAACACUGUGUCUCACCUUCACCUUGUACCAUGGGGAUCUUGUAGAGCAUCAAAAGCUGUACAUAUUUGCUGGGGACUUCACUAUAAUUGUUCAUAUGUACAUACCUGUAUUUAUAUUUUUGAAUGGGGAAACUUGCAUGUUGUACUUUCACAGACCAAGAACCUAUUUUCUUCCUUUGAACAUAUUGUUGAUCUGACUCCAUGCAUUCUGAAGCGUGGUCUUGCUUAGUCAAACACUGGUGUGUCGAACUUUGAUGUGUUGAACUGACGAUUGUCUUGAAGUUAAAGAUGGGUCCCUGCAUAUUCUGUAUUUAGACAUCAUUUUGCAGUUGUGUUGAACCCUUGGUAACUCGAAGUACUUACUUAGGUCCUUUCAACCCCUGAUAACUUGAAGUACUUACGUAGGUCCUUUCAACCAUUGGUAACUUGAAGUACUUACGUAGGUCCUUUCAACCCCUGGUAACUCGAAGUACUUACGUAGGUCCUUUCAACCCCUGAUAACUUGAAGUACUUACGUAGGUCCUUUCAACCAUUGGUAACUUGAAGUACUUACGUAGGUCCUUUCAACCCCUGGUAACUGGAAGUACUUACGUAGGUCCUUUCAACCCCUGGUAACUCGUACUUACGUAGGUCCUUUGCACUUUGACACCACAGUGUUUGACUGUAUUGUUUACAGAGUAAUGUGAUGUUUGAUUUAAAUCACUGAACAAUGAGUACUAUAACUAAAAACAAGAAAAGGAAAAUAACAUAACUGUAUAGAAUUAUCAAUGUGUGGGGACGAGAAUUUUCCUGGAAUUUGUCACAUCAAGGGUAACUUUUGUGAUACUUGCAAUUAAGCAUGUAAGAUAUGUAGUUCCUCUGAACCCUUGCUAACUUUCAGUAUUUUCUCGAAUUUAGAUUCCAAGACAAUCAUUUGCAGUGAUGUAAUGUUGCUACAACUGUAUUAGUGAGGUCAUUCAUACUGUAUUGUCAUUUGUUAAAUAUAAACUGACAAUUAAAACUCAAGGUAAUGAGAUGUAAGAGUCCCAGAUUAUUGGUUGUAAAGUGGGUGUUAAACUGUACUUGUGAGAUAUGGGAGUAGAACAUUGUAUGUAAGAUGAAUUGGAUGUUAAUCAGGGCUCGAUUUGAGGAAGUCUAUUUAACUUGCACCAGUGAAAACCUAGUUGCACAAGACAAGUCCAGGUUGCACCCUGGUUCUAUAAAUACAGUAGAAUACUUUUAUAGCGAACACGGAUAUAACGAACUGACGGCUAUAGCAAACUGUUUUAAAAGUCCCGAAAAAAACUCAUAGUAUCACAUAAAAAAGUGAAUAGCGAACUACGGAUAUAACAAACUAAUUUCCGUGGUCCCUUGGAGUUUGUUAUAAAGGUAUUUUACUGUAUAUCUGGAUAAAUGUAAUCUGAGGUCAUGGAUGACUGUGUCAUGGUUUACUUCAGCUACCUAUGUGGCAAUGUCAUCAAUAUCAACUGUCAUGCAAUACAGAAUAAUUACCAUUAGUUAGAUAAUCUAAAUAUAACGAGAUACAGUAGUUAUUCUUCAGUUAUAGUUGAAACUAUAGCACUGACCAUUAUCUUGAACUUCCCACAGUGUGAUGAAGUCAUGCCCAAAAAUUGCAUGACAAAUGAAACAUAAUUGUGAUGCAUUUUUGAAAAUAUUCCUGAGGUAUUGAAUGGGCAUUGUAGAAACAUUAGGAUUAAGGCAUGACUCAGUUUGAAAUUUCUGCCGUGCAUGUAGACAUAAAUAUAUUAGGUUGCAUUUUCAAUAUUAGGUUGCACUGGUGCAUGUUUUAUAUUGUUAAAUCGAGCCCAGUAUAAUGCAAGUCAAAUGUGAUUAUAAUGUUUUACCAUUUAUAGCUGUAAAUAUAUUUGUGUGGUAACUUUGUACAGAUUGCAUGUGUUGAGACAGGUGGAAACAUGUAACUCUCGACAUAAAUAAACUCAGAAUCCGGCA